UUAGAGGAUUAACGAUAUAAAAGAGCACCAACCAUUCUUCUUCGGAGGAGUGGAAGCCUAAGCAAAAGAGACUUUGUGGGGGACCAUAAACUGCGAUAGACUCUGUCUCACCGGAGCCGCCAUCAUGCCUCCUCGAGAAGAGAGCGAGGAAUCCGAGAGACCGUUACUGAGUAGAGCUCACGAUUCGGAGGAGGAUAUACUAGAUGAGACAGCGUAUGAUUCGAGUGAAAAGGUUGUGAUCGUGGGGAUCGAGGACGGUGACGGCGGAGACUGGUCGAGGGCGCCUCCGUUUUCAUGGAAGAAGUUGUGGCUGUUUACGGGGCCUGGGUUCUUGAUGAGUAUCGCCUUCCUCGAUCCCGGGAACCUGGAGGGGGAUCUGCAGGCCGGCGCCAUCGCCGGGUACUCGUUGCUGUGGUUGCUCUUGUGGGCCACGGCGAUGGGGCUUUUGGUGCAGCUGCUGGCGGCGAGGCUCGGUGUGGCGACAGGGAGGCACUUGGCGGAGCUGUGCAGAGAUGAGUAUCCGAAAUGGGCGAGGAUGGUGCUGUGGGUCAUGGCGGAGCUGGCUUUGAUUGGGGCUGAUAUUCAGGAAGUUAUCGGGAGCGCUAUUGCUAUUAAGAUUCUUAGCAAUGGAGUUUUGCCUCUUUGGUCUGGCGUUAUCAUUACCGCGUUUGAUUGCUUUAUCUUCCUAUUUCUUGAGAACUAUGGUGUGAGGAAAUUGGAAGCAGUUUUCGCAGUCCUCAUUGCGACAAUGGCAAUCUCAUUUGCAUGGAUGUUUGGUGAAGCAAAGCCCAGUGGCGUAGAACUUCUUCUUGGUAUUUUGAUCCCAAAACUUAGCUCCAGGACGAUAAAGCAAGCUGUGGGAGUUGUGGGUUGCAUAAUCAUGCCUCACAAUGUAUUCUUGCAUUCUGCCCUGGUUCAGUCAAGGGAGAUUGACCACAGCAAGAAAGGCCGGGUUCAAGAAGCCCUCAAUUACUACUCCAUUGAGUCCACUGUUGCCCUCGUAUUGUCCUUCAUUAUCAAUCUAUUUGUUACAACUGUGUUUGCAAAGGGGUUUUAUGGUACGGAACAAGCCAAUAAUAUCGGGCUUGUAAAUGCGGGCCAGUAUCUUCAAGAGAAGUAUGGAGGGGGGUUUUUCCCAAUUCUAUAUAUAUGGGGUAUUGGGUUACUAGCAGCUGGUCAGAGUAGCACAAUUACGGGCACCUAUGCAGGGCAGUUUAUCAUGGGAGGUUUUCUAAAUCUGCGUUUGAAGAAAUGGAUUAGGGCAUUGAUCACGCGAAGCUGUGCCAUUGUGCCCACUAUGAUAGUUGCUCUUGUUUUUGAUACCUCUGAGGACACUUUAGAUGUUAUGAAUGAGUGGCUUAAUGUGCUUCAGUCUAUUCAGAUCCCAUUUGCACUUAUUCCCCUUCUUUGUUUGGUGUCCAAGGAGCAGAUCAUGGGGACUUUCAAAAUUGGCCCAGUUCUCAAGGUGGUGGCAUGGCUUGUGGCUGCCCUGGUGAUAAUAAUCAACGGGUAUCUUUUGGUGGAUUUUUUCUCUUCAGAAGUGAAUGGUCUGUUGAUUGGCUUUUUCAUAUGCACUUUCACAGCUGCAUACGUUGCAUUUAUUAUUUAUCUUGUUUUCCGGGCUGUUAACUUUUGUCCUUGGCUCCCCUUUCUAUCAUCAAAGAGGUUAUCAAACACAGGGAGCUGAUUGAUCAAUCUCCUCCCAAGCCCAUGUUAACUGCAGAGUAUUUAAAAGUGAUCCAUAUUUAUUAACUGCAGCAAUCAUAGAAGCCUCUCAAAAAAACUGCAUCUACCCAGUUCUUUUUUCUUUCUUGUCCUUGUCUUUUUUCGAUAGUCAUGUCCUUCAACCUUUCUCACAUCCUUCUUGAGAUCAGUUGUGCACAGGAGAAUAUUAAACAGGGGCCAUGCCAUUAUAGUUCAUGUCUGCCUUAUGAAACAACUCCAAGGAGUUCUUUGCUUUGUAUAAUAGAACAUGUUUAUUAUUUUUCUCAUUGUGUACAGAGGACUGAAAGAAGCCAAGCUGAACAUACUUCAUUUCUAGAUUCCUUUUCAAACA
This is a messenger RNA of Vitis riparia (riverbank grape), 2056 nucleotides long. RefSeq names its product metal transporter Nramp3-like. Gene Ontology annotation, molecular function: manganese ion transmembrane transporter activity; cadmium ion transmembrane transporter activity. The coding region runs from base 125 to 1687 and encodes 520 amino acids. NCBI's taxonomy places the organism in Eukaryota, Viridiplantae, Streptophyta, Magnoliopsida, Vitales, Vitaceae. Gene Ontology annotation, biological process: defense response to bacterium; metal ion transport; positive regulation of reactive oxygen species metabolic process. The transcript has 4 exons. Gene Ontology annotation, cellular component: vacuolar membrane. The record is from RefSeq and is a predicted model, not a curated record.